Molecule: messenger RNA, 1329 nt
Organism: Guillardia theta CCMP2712
Lineage: Eukaryota; Cryptophyceae; Pyrenomonadales; Geminigeraceae
Exons: 3
Coding region: 1-1329 (442 amino acids)
Source: RefSeq, a predicted model, not a curated record
AUGGGUUGCGGGUUGAAGUGGGGUGCCCUUGUGGUUGUCGCGUGGUUGGUGGCUGGGGUGGAUGCGCAGUCCAGCUGUAACAUCGGCUACUACGAUGACGGCUCCGGCACGGGCUCUGGGACGACCAACUGCGUUCGAUGCCCCCACAUGACCACCACGAAUUCUACCGGCAAGACGUCCGUGUAUGAUUGCCUGGAGUAUAAGCCGUUGGUCAGCUACCAGUUUGAGGAUGUGGGUGAUCUGGGCAAGGAUAGUUCUGGGAAUGGAAGACAUGCAACUGUCCCGUCUACAGCACCUGUGUACUCCAUUGGCAGAAGAGGUUCAGAUAAUGAUAUGUAUGGUGGUUUGAGUUAUAUGGGUUCUUCAUAUUUUGAUAUGGAACAGCAUUAUUUCCCACUGUACUAUCCCACCGGCUGCCUCCAGAACAGCUACAACCCGAAUCCUCUCUAUGCGUUCUAUCCUCAACUUGUCGCCAGCAAGGGCUUCCCGGGCAUCAGCCCUGACGUCAAUGGGGCUGCGAGCGCGCCGGUUGCGAGUUGGGACCUUGCGUUUCAGCAGCUUGUUGCCAGUAAUACCUAUGGGACGAUUGUGAGGGUUUGUUAUGACUGUGCCUUGACGCAUUGGCUCAUCUUCUACAAGCGGAUCUUGCCGGUGGAUGCGGACUGGAGUGUCUCCAAGAAUAUGCUUUACAGUUGGGCAAGUGAUAGAAACAAACUGAAUCUUCAUUUCAAACUCUAUGGAUCAGAGGCCGAUUACCUCGCAGACACAAAUGCUUGGACUUCUUGUAAUUAUGAUAGUACUGUUGGUUCAUUCCGUGAUUGUGGCGGGGCUGCAUAUCAAUGGAUUGCAACAAGUGGUACCAAUGCUGCUAAUGCGAACAACAAGAACGCAGUGUUUUAUCUCUUGAAAGACUGCACCCUAUGCUCCGACCAGAAGACCACCGGCGUCACCACCGCCACGGCCAGCUCUCAGUGCACGGCCUUUGACAACUCCCCGCAGUGGUGCCCGGUAGGAUCAUACAGCGCUACGGGAAUGAUUACGAAUCUGGAGGAUUGUGGGUCGACUACAGGGACGAGUGCUUGUUUGUGUGAGCAAUCGACGAUUUACAAGGAUGGUCUCCACAUCCUCAUCAUGCUUCAGAUACCGGCAAAGAAGGAACUGGGUCAUCAUGGAGGCUCUGUCCAUCCCUCGAUUGAACUUCGCUUUGUCCUCAAGACUGACCUCACUCGCACAAAGAGUGAACUGAUCCAGGACUGGGCAUACAUUGUACGAGAUGAAGUCAAUUGUGUUUUCAGAAUUGAGGCCUUCCACGGCAGUCAUCCACUCUGA